Molecule: messenger RNA, 321 nt
Organism: Aspergillus calidoustus
Lineage: Eukaryota; Fungi; Ascomycota; Eurotiomycetes; Eurotiales; Aspergillaceae
Source: the annotation of a GenBank genome assembly
AUGCCCGCCUCACAAAACUUCUCCCCGUCCCCAUCCGACACGAAAAAGCUCAUCGAGAUCCGUCCAAAAGGAAUCCUCCUCCACUCGCACACAUCCCCCCUAGACCAUAAACGCAAACGACACGCCCAGACGCAGAAACACCAACGCGACCGCAUGAAAGCCGCUCUGGAGGUGCUGGCGAACACACUUGAGGCUCAGGGAGUAGGGGCUACCGGGACGAGGGCAGAGGUUGUAGAAUUGGCGGUAGAGUACAUACUUGAGUUGCAGAGGGAGUUGGAGGGGUUGAGAGAUCGAGAUAGUGACAGGAGUGAAUCGCCGUGA